Lolium rigidum is the source of this 1212-nucleotide messenger RNA. RefSeq names its product pathogenesis-related thaumatin-like protein 3.5. The coding region runs from base 1 to 1212 and encodes 403 amino acids. Lineage: Eukaryota; Viridiplantae; Streptophyta; Magnoliopsida; Poales; Poaceae. The transcript has 5 exons. Gene Ontology annotation, biological process: defense response. The record is from RefSeq and is a predicted model, not a curated record. Gene Ontology annotation, cellular component: extracellular region.
AUGUGUGAUCCAAUCAGAUCUGAUGCUUUAUCUGCUGUGGUUGCAAAGGCCUCGACGGGCGCAACGACGUUCACCAUAUCGAACUACUGCGCCUACACCAUCUGGUCGGGGACACUGUCCACGACGGGGUUCGAGCUCGCACCGGGGCAGACGGUGCGGCUGGACGGUGCGGCUGGGUGGUCGGGGAGGAUGUGGGCGCGCACAGGGUGCGUGUUCAACGCGGCCGGCGCAGGGAUCUGCCAGACAGGCGACUGCGGCAGGCGGAUGGAGUGCCGCGGCGCUGGCGCCACGCCGCCGGCUACGCUCUUCGAGGUCACGCUGGGGAAGGCCGGCUGUGAGGACUUCUACGACGUGAGCCUCGUCGACGGGUACAACCUCCCCGUCGUUGCCAUCCCGCGAGCGCUGCGGGGACAGGGCACGUGCAAUGCCACCGGCUGCAUGGCCGACCUCAACCGCUCGUGCCCGAAGGAGCUGCAGGUGGACUGCGGCGCCGGCGCGAUCGCGUGCCGGAGCGCGUGCGAGGCGUUUGGGCAGGACAGCUACUGCUGCAGCGGCGCCUACGGCACGCCGGCAGCGUGCCGCCCGACUGCCUAUUCGUCUAUCUUCAAGACGGCGUGCCCGCGCGCGUACAACUACGCCUACAACGACAACAGCAGCACCUUCACCUGCAACGCCGACGACUACAACAUCGCCUUCUGCCUCCCGACAUCUGGGUCAGAGUCGGACGCCAUCUUCCUCGGAGCGCAGAUUGACGGUGUCAAUGCGGGGCCGUUGUACGCGAACGGUGGCCAGAGCACUGGCGAUGACAGCGCGCCGCCGGCUCACGGCAACGGUGGCGCGGGCGCUUAUCUACCACCGACUGACGACAACUACCGUGGUAGCGCAGGCGCUUACGAACCACCGGUUUACAACUACGGCCGUGGAGGCGCUCAUGUACCGCCGGCGAUGAGGGCCUCGUCGGCGAGCACGAGAAUCAUCCGGCCGUGGCUUCGCUACUCGCUGCUCGUCCGCUUUCCCGACGACCCGACCGGACCGUGCUCGGCUACUCGCCAUGCCGUGCGUUCGAGCCCGGGACGAGAGAUGACUCUGAAUCUGCGAAACGUGCCAGAGAAGAGAUCAGAGAUCGAUCAAGGAGGGGUAUCUGAACUGCAGAUAUUCCCACUCAGGCCGUGCUCCCACCAGUCUGCACGCACGUACAGUUUUGUGACCUAG